AGAAAUUAUGUAAAAAGGAAACAAAAAAGUCAAACCCAAAGCAAAAGGAAAUUGUAACUUUUUGCCUUUUCAAUAUUUCUUUGCCCAUUCAAGAGAUACGAAAACAGUAACAGACCUUAGAUAGACAGAUGGAUUGUAUGCUCGAUUGUCAAGAGGCGGGGACAUACGAGUAUUCCUCAAUUUCGAUUUCGAUUUAACGUGAGUGCCAGGCAAGCAAAUACAAACAAACAAACAAAUCAAGCCCAAUACUUAGAGUUCCCUAACAUUCCGUUCCGAUUCACACUCCUUCAUUCCGACCCGUUCGAUUCUACGGAAAAUGCAACACAAAUAUUAGCAUUGCCAUAAAACAAUAAACCCGAACGUAUUAAUUGCAAUCUUGUGAUAGUGAAAAUAUGGAAACAAAAAGCCAAGCGAAACGAGAAUAGCAAACAAACCAGAGAGUUUGCAACGAAAAGUUGCUGAGGAGCAAGCUUCGGCAAAUAUCAACAGCUGGGAAAAGCAAAUCAUAAGUAAACACAAAGGACAGGACCGGCAAAACCGCACAGGACGAAGGAUAAACGUGGUAGUUGCCAUGAGAGCAGCCUCGGGUGUUGACCAGGAGUGAAAGGAUCUGGGGCAAGAGGUCCAAAGGAGCAGCAGUAACAGCUGCAACAUCAAACCAAGCAGCUGCAACAUCCACGAGCAACGAACAACCAGCAACCAGCAACAACGAGGGCAACAAUAAGAACCGCCAGAGACAACACUCGCAAUCAAAUCAAAUUCAAAGAUGCAAAUUACAAUUUGCAUACAAAUGCAUGCGGACCAGACAGCCAACACAACAACAAUCAGCACAAACUGCAGCACAAAUAACAAAAGCCUCGCAAAUUGUUGUCAAAUGCUGUAAAAUUGUACAGAAUUAUUCUAAAGCACACUUGCAAACAUAUCACUCAGCGGGUGUAGGGUUCAAAUCCACCAGUCAACAUGAUCAAGGGCAUUCUGAUUCAGCGCAAGAGCCAGGAGGAUGCCAGCUACACCAAGCAGCUCAAGAUGGAGCACGCCGAUCUGGUGGCCGAGAUGCAGACCGUGGAGAGCCUGCCCACCCACGAGCGGCUCCAACUGGCCAGACUACGUCGUGCCCAGCAGCUGAAGCUAUCCCGGCAGAAGGACAAGGAAUGGGCCAAGUUGCAGCGGGCGAAGGGAAACACGGGGAGCGGAGGCGGCGGUACCGGAAGCGGAUCCCUGGGCAGCGCGCUGAUGAACGGCAAUGGAGAUACCACGCACCACUUCCGGCACGCCAACGGAUCCGGCACCCUGAGCGGCAGGCGGCACAUAUCCUUCGAGAACAGCGUGGUGCUCCUGGAGGCCGCCUCACGCAACGAUAUGCCCGAGGUGGCGGCCCUCCUGCAGCACGGAAUCACGCCGGAUGCAGCCAAUGAGGACGGACUGACGGCGAUGCAUCAGGCGUGCAUCGACAACAACGUCGAGAUGCUGCAGCUCCUGCUGGAGUACGGGGCGAAUGUGGAUGCCCAGGACAGUGAUAAGUGGACGCCCCUGCAUGCGGCCGCCACCUGCGGCCACCUUGAGCUCGUCCGCAUCCUCAUCCGGCACGGCGCCAAUCUGCUGGCGGUCAACACCGAUGGAAACAUGCCCUACGACCUGUGCGACGACGAGAACACCUUGGACUUCAUCGAGGGCGAGAUGGCGCAGCGGGGCGUCACCCAGGAGCUGAUCGAUGAGACGCGCUCCUCCACGGAGCGGAUCAUGCUCAGGGACCUCAUGGAGCUGGUCCGCACCGGGGGCGAUCUGGAGGAGCCCGACUACCAGUGCGCCACACCCCUGCACAUAGCUGCCGCCAAUGGAUAUGUUCGUGUCGUCGAGUUUUUGUUGGAACAGCAUGUCAACGUGGAUGCCAUGGACAAGGAUCUGUGGACUCCGGUUCACGCCGCCGCCUGCUGGGGUCAUCUCGAGGUGCUGGAGAUGCUGGCGCAGUGUGGUGCUGAUUUAAAUGUUCGCAACAAGGACGAUGAGACGCCCUCAGAUAUCUGUGAAGAUCCCGAGAUCAGGGAGCGCAUCGAGCAGCUAAAGACAGAGCAGGAGGUCAAACGACUGGCCGAGGCGCAGCGACGACGUGUUCGCCGCUCGCAGAGCAACAAUACCAGAGCCCAAUCCGUGCGACGUACUAGUUUGCGGGACAAAACGCUGACAACCAAAAAGGAUGCCGUCGAGGAGACGCGUCUGCGACUGCAGGCCCAGGAGGCGACGGACUCGGAGACUCCCUCCUCGGGCGGCGAUCCCCUGACCAAUGGCUAUGGUUACGGAAACAACAACGGCGAGAAGCGGCCCUCGACGGGCAGUUCGAAUGGCCAGCCACUGCCGCACUCCAAGUCCGCCGAUGCGCUGGACAAUGCCACGUCGGCAUCCUCGGCCGCAUUGUCGGCCACCACCACCACCACACAUUCCUACCCAUCGCGUCGUCCACCGGAUGGCCGGGAAAACGACGAGCUGCUCCGCCUGAAAGCCGCCGGCGGAGUUGGUGAAGUGCAGCGGGCCACCUCGGCGGCGGCUGUGAUCCUCAGCGAGAAGGGAACGGCGGCCAGUGCCGAGGCCGUUCAGAUCCAGUCGUCCAAGGAGGCAGCCAACGGCAAGAUCAACGUGCAGGUCACCGUCCUUGUGGACACCAACAGCACGCACCACCAUCAGCAACAUCAACAGCAGCAGCAGCAGCAGCAACUCCACCAGCAGCAACAUGUAUUGCUGUUGCAGCAACACCAGCAACACCAGCAGCAGCAACAGCUACAGCAGCAGCAGCAGCAGCAGCAUGUUGCCUUGGAUGGCUUUAGUGCCACAUUGGCCAAUCUGAAGAAGCAACGCUCGCUUUCACGCACCGCCAAUGUCCUCAAUAAUUUCGAAUUGUCAUCCCAAACAACUAGCAAUGCCCAUACAAUUGCAGCUGCAACUGCCACUGCCACUGCAACAACAACUAAUGGUUCUGUUUUAGGAGCCGGCGGCAGCAGCAGCAGCAGCAACAACAACAACAACCUUAGCACCAGCAACAACAACAACAACGGAUCAGCCCCGAUCUCGACGCAACCCACCAUGGGUCACCUGGGUGGUCCUGGCAGCCUACUAUCCGACUUCGAGGUGUCCUCGCCGGCGGGCAGCUCCCUGAACAAAUUCAGCGGAAUCACCGGGGAUGUGGUCACCGACAGCACCAGUUCCAGUCGCAGAUGCUGCUUGCUGAUGUAGAAGCUAAAUGAACUUACUAACUAACUAACUACUAGAAUCACAGGGUAUUAAACCAACCAGAUGUGUCAGAGGGAAAGACCAUUAUCAAAAUGGCAAGCAAAAAGUGUCUUUUUUUAGAUUAGCCGAAUUCAGUGAGUGAAUCCUUGAAUGUUAAAAACACAAAUGCAUGUUGGUUUAAGCAGGGGGCUCAGUUCUGUGAGCUCCCCCCAAAAAAACGGCUCAAAGUCGUUGCAUUUUCCUAGCAGACACUACACUACACACACACAACCAAUUAUACGAUACAAAUUUAUACAAAUAUACAACCAUAUGUAUACAUUUUAAAGAAUAUAAAAGAGUAAUAUUAAAUAAAUGUGAGCAGUUUACCUUAGUUGAUAUGUAAAAGCAAAAUCAAAAACCAUAUGAAAAACAUCAAAAAUAUUUAUUUAGCGUUGCUAAGAACUUAACUUAAUAGAUUUGCUUGGAGUGCAUUCAGAUUAUCUGUGGUUCAGUGUGUGAGUGUUGAAACCGAAACAGGCAAAGUAUUAUGCAACAAGUAUGAAAUAUUUAACUAAAUAUACGAUAGCGAAAUUGUAGUUAAAACGUGACGGAUUAGAAAAGCAAAGCAAUGAAACGAAAUGCAAAGCACUCAAGCAAUUCCCCCAUAUAAGUGUCUAAAUGUUUGAAUUGAAAAGAUGUUAAUGCUAGAGGGCAAAAGGAAUUAUGUGAGUUGAGUUUUGUUGAGAGAUACAAGAAAAUUUGUAUUAUUUAUGUAGCAUCUAUGUUUGUAUAUACACGAUUCCAAAUGAUUAAGAUGAUAAAAUGCAAAAAUACAACGCGCAA
Messenger RNA from Drosophila suzukii, 4044 nucleotides. RefSeq names its product Myosin phosphatase targeting subunit 75D (gene MYPT-75D). Gene Ontology annotation, molecular function: myosin phosphatase regulator activity; enzyme inhibitor activity; protein binding. NCBI's taxonomy places the organism in Eukaryota, Metazoa, Arthropoda, Insecta, Diptera, Drosophilidae. The record is from RefSeq and is a predicted model, not a curated record. Gene Ontology annotation, cellular component: cytoplasm.